UUCCGCGUUGCGGCGCAUUUAAGUCCCGCAGCGCGUCCUCCGCGACUCUCACACCGCAGGAGACCAUGUCCGACCGAGGGGGCUUCGACACCAACGUGGUCACCGUGACCCGCUUCGUGAUGGAGGAGGGUCGGCGGGCCAAAGGCACCGGGGAGCUGACCACGCUGCUCAACUCGCUGUGCACGGCCGUCAAGGCCAUCUCCAGCGCCGUGCGCAAGGCUGGCAUCGCCCACCUCUACGGCAUCGCGGGGAACACCAACGUGACGGGGGACCAGGUGAAGAAGCUGGACAUCCUGUCCAACGACCUGGUCAUCAACAUGAUCGAGUCGUCGUUCACCUCCUGCGUGCUCGUGUCUGAGGAGAACGCCAACGUCAUCAUCGUGGAGCCAGAGAAGCGGGGUAAAUACAUUGUGUGCUUCGACCCUCUGGACGGAUCCUCCAACAUCGAUUGUCUUGUUUCCAUCGGAACAAUCUUUGCUAUUUACAAGAAGAACAACGACGACGACCCCUGCGAGGAAGACGCUCUGCAGCCGGGCAGGAACCUGGUGGCGGCGGGCUACGCCCUCUACGGCAGCGCGACCAUGAUCGUGCUCUCCACGGGCCAGGGAGUCAACUGCUUCAUGCUGGACCCUGCGAUUGGUGAAUUCAUCCUGGUGGAGCGUGACGUGAGAAUCAAGAAACGAGGCAAUAUUUACAGCUUGAAUGAAGGUUACGCCAAUCUUUUCGACCCCGCCGUGACGGAGUACCUGCAGAAGAAGAAGUUCCCUCAGGACGGCAGCGAACCCUACGGAGCGCGCUACAUCGGCUCCAUGGUGGCAGACGUCCACCGAACCCUCAUGUACGGAGGAAUCUUUCUGUAUCCCGGGAACGUGAAGAGCCCCAAAGGAAAGCUGCGGCUGCUGUACGAAUGCAACCCCAUGGCCUUCAUCAUGGAGCAGGCGGGCGGCAUGGCCUCCACCGGCUUCGAGAACAUCCUGGACAUCCAGCCUGAGAACAUCCACCAGCGCGCUCCGGUGGCGAUGGGCUCCCCCGAAGAUGUGCUGGAGUACAUCUCCAUCUGCAAGAAACACGCCAAGAAGUGACUCCUGGGGUCGUCCCGCCUCCAGCAGAAGAACCGCCCUUAGCCGGAUCUUCUUCAGAGGUUCUGCUUAAAAAUGUAGAAAUUUCGUCAUUGACAAUUACACAUUUCUGUUUUUUAGAAAGCUGACAGAAGGAUUUUUGAGUGAAAAUAUUUAGUUCAUAAGCUCAGAAACGCACCAGAAACAUACCAAAGAAGAAUGUGCCAAAACGUAUGAAACGCGUACUUGAAGAGGCGCAACAUGAAGGGUUUUCUCCUCCGUUUACUGACAGAUGUGCCUUAAUUUACACACGUGUGGCAAUAAGCAAACACAUCUUCACAAUCAAACAGGAUUAUUUAACUGUAACGUGUUGACUGGAGUUAUAAUAAAAUCAAAUCUGUGAAGAUGAAA
Cololabis saira (Pacific saury) is the source of this 1469-nucleotide messenger RNA. It is a transcript of the gene fbp1a, whose product is annotated as fructose-1,6-bisphosphatase 1a. Gene Ontology annotation, biological process: fructose 6-phosphate metabolic process; gluconeogenesis; fructose 1,6-bisphosphate metabolic process. Gene Ontology annotation, cellular component: cytosol; cytoplasm. The record is from RefSeq and is a predicted model, not a curated record. Gene Ontology annotation, molecular function: fructose 1,6-bisphosphate 1-phosphatase activity. Bases 66 to 1082 code for a protein of 338 amino acids. Lineage: Eukaryota; Metazoa; Chordata; Actinopteri; Beloniformes; Belonidae. The transcript is spliced from 7 exons.